Molecule: messenger RNA, 429 nt
Organism: Ectocarpus sp. CCAP 1310/34
Lineage: Eukaryota; Phaeophyceae; Ectocarpales; Ectocarpaceae
Source: the annotation of a GenBank genome assembly
AUGCGAGCUCGGGGCCAGCAGUCAUCGUCUAUCACAGUGGUCCUUGAGACCAGUUUCGACACCUUGGCAGCACGGAAGCAAGAAGAGUUUCUGAAGAUGGCUGUGUUGGCCGCGGGUGCUCUUGCGCCGAUCGAGAUGCUGCGCAAUCUUUGGGAGAUAGAGGACGCUGAGGGUACGCGAGACGAAGCUGAGGGUCUGGUGAGGAAAUGCCUUCUACACGCUGUGGCUGGUGGUGAGUACCGUGUGCACGUCCUGGUCCUGGAGUUUUCGAAAACUAGCAUCAGGGCAGAGGAGGAGACGGUGCAAAGGGCUACAGUGCUGUAGGCGCAGUACCUAGGGAAAUUGAACGUUCUCAAGAGUUACGGAGACCCGGAACACGGCGCUGGAUGCCAAGGACGUUUCUUCUUGGAUGCCCUCUGGCGCUCGGUG